GCAGCAGCAGACAUGAAGAUCUUCUGGCUUCUGGUGGCUGCAGCAGCCGUCGUUGUCGCCGAGGAGAAGAAACAAACAAAAAGGGGACUUUAUCAGUUUGGAGGACAUGAUUUUGGAGGUCAUGACUUCGGAGAACAUGACUUCAGCAACCACCACCACCACGAGGUGAAGACCAUCACGAUAGAGAAGGAGGUGAAGGUGCCGUACCCGGUCCACGUGGAGAAGAAGGUACCGUACCCUGUCAAGGUGCACGUCGAGAGGCCGGUCCCAUACCCUGUGGAAAAACCUUACCCGGUGACUGUGGAGAAGAAAGUGCCUUACCCGGUCAAGGAGUACAUCCCUAAACCUUACCCUGUCGAAAAGAAGAUCCCUUACCCAGUAAAAGUGCAUGUAGAGAGGCCAUACCCCGUGCAUGUACCCAAGCCUUACCCCGUCUACGUAGAGAAGAAGGUUCCCUACCCUGUAGAGAAACACAUCCCUUACCCGGUCAAGGUGCAUGUCCCCCGGCCUGUCCCCUAUCACGUUCCUGUUGUCAAACACGUGCCUUACCCCGUCGAGAAGAAGAUUCCUUAUCCCGUCAAGGUACCAGUUGAGAAGCCAAUCCCCUACCCUGUGGAGAAGCCUUACCCUGUCUACGUAGAGAAGAAGGUUCCCUACCCGGUGGAGAAGGAGGUGCCGUAUCCAGUCAAGGUUCCGGUUCACAUCCCAGUCCAUGUCCACGAGCAUCAUGAUCACGAUGAACAUCACUUCGGAGGACAUCACUUCGGACACAGUUUUGGACACAACUUUUCUUCCUUCCGGUCCAGGAUCUGCUCUCCGUCCAGCAAUUUGAACCAAUUAAACGUGGAGGUGGAUAUGAAUCAGCUGGAGCAACAAGCAUUCUCACAGCUCCAGGGUCACCCGCACCUGAGUCAUGGGUUAUUACAUUUACUUUGUACUCACAUUAUGAUAUGUUUAAAAUCCAUGUCCAUGACUUCCGUGUUCACUAACGCCGUGGAAUCCCUCGUCCCCUCCGAAGUGAUGUUCCUCAUGCUCAUGAUGCUUGUGGACAUGGACCGGGAUGUGAACCGGAACCUUGACUGGAUACGGCACCUCCUUCUCCACCGGGUAGGGAACCUUCUUCUCUACGUAGACGGGGUAAGGCUUCUCCACAGGGUAGGGAACUGGCUUCUCAACUGGCACCUUGACGGGAUAAGGAACUUUCUUCUCGACGGGGUAGGGCACAUGUUUGACAACAGGAACGUGAUAGGGGACAGGCCGGGGGACAUGCACCUUGACCGGGUAAGGGAUGUGUUUCUCUACAGGGUAGGGCACCUUCUUCUCUACGUAGACGGGGUAAGGCUUGGGCACAUGCACGGGGUAUGGCCUGUCAACUGGAACCUUCACUGGAUAAUGGAUGGUCUUCUCAACUGGGUAAGGCUUAGGAAUGUACUCCUUGACAGGGUAAGGCACUUUCUUCUCCACAGUCACCGGGUAAGGUUUCUCCACAGGGUAGGGGACCGGCCUGUCGACGUGCACCUUUACAGGGUACGGUACCUUCUUCUCCACGUGGACCGGGUAUGGAACCUUCACCUCCUUCUGAAUUGUGAUGGUCUUCACCUCGUGGUGACGGUGUUUGCUGAAGUCGUGGCCUCCAAAGUCUUGACCUCCAAAAUCAUGUCCACCAAAAUCAUGUCCACCGAAAUCGUGUCCACCAAAGUCUCCGCCACUGAAGUCGUGUCCUCCGAAUUCUUCUAUUCCUCUCUUGUCAUGCUUCUUGUCGUCUUGCUUCUCUUCUGCCUUCUUCUCCACCUUUUUCUCCUCGGCGAAGACUACCGCCACCAACAGAAGGACCAGGAGAUACUUCAUAGUAUGGAGGUUCAGCAGGGACUCAAGUUCUUCAACUGGGACGUCUCUGUAGUUGUAGCCACAUCUAACUCCCAUCAUUCUUGCAAAUCUUCUCUGAAUUCGCUACAAGGCCCCAAGAGAGAUCCCUGGGGAACCCCUGAUAAAACUUUCAUGGGUAGAGACUCAGCAUUUGCAAAUCUGACUAUCGAGUGUCUAUUCCUCAGGAUGGCUGCUCUACUGGCAACACUGUGUCUUCUGACGCUGGCCUCCGCCGAACCCUUCCAUCACCACGUCCAACAUCAUCACGAGCACGUCAAAGCCAUCACGGUGACCAAGAAGGUGCCUGUGCCGUACCCUGUCACCGUCGAGAAGAAAGUGCCUUACACCGUGGAGGUGCCAGUCGAUAAACCGUACCCGGUCCACGUGCCCAAGCCGUACCCCGUCUAUGUCGAGAAGAAAGUGCCGUACACGGUCAAGGAGUACGUCCCGCAGCCGUACACGGUCUACAAGAAGGAGCCGUACCCGGUCCAGGUGCCCGUCGACAAGCCGUACCCCGUCCACGUCCCUAAACCUUACCCCGUGGUCGUCGAGAAGAAAGUACCUUACACGGUAGAGAAGCACGUGCCGUACCCUGUAAAAGUGGCUGUGGACAAACCUUACCCUGUCCACGUGCCUGUCGUCAAGCAUGUUCCGUACACUGUAGAGAAGAAGGUGCCUUACAAGGUAGAGGUGCCUGUGGAGAAGCCCAUACCUGUGUCUGUGCCCAAGCCCUAUACGGUCGUUGUAGAGAAGAAGGUGCCUUAUACAGUAGAGAAGCCGGUGCCUUACCCCGUCAAGGUGCCUGUAUAUCACCCUCACCACGAGAUCGGACAUGGGUUUGAGCAUGGACAUCACCACAUUUUUGGUUUUUAGAUUUAUUUCACUGACUGGUUUAUCAUGUACCUUGAUAUGUAAUGAUGUUGUAAAACCUCGUGUACAAAUAAAAUUAAAUUUUGUUUA
Messenger RNA from Macrosteles quadrilineatus (aster leafhopper), 2826 nucleotides. RefSeq lists its product as uncharacterized. The transcript is spliced from 6 exons. The record is from RefSeq and is a predicted model, not a curated record. Bases 13 to 2739 code for a protein of 908 amino acids. NCBI's taxonomy places the organism in Eukaryota, Metazoa, Arthropoda, Insecta, Hemiptera, Cicadellidae.